UAUCUUCUGUUAGCCUUUUUGUCAUGCGCGCAAAGAAGGUGGAUGAUAUCUAAAUAGUAAAUGUGAUUAGUGACCUACAUUCUGCAAUUUACAUAAUAGUGCUGGAGCUUAUGCACAAAACAAAUAAUCCUGUACCGCUAUCUCUCUCUCUCUGCUGUAAUCGUAUAGAAAAGUGAAUAAUUCAUCACAAUGCGAUUGCUUUGCUCACUUGUUAGUGACGUGAGCAACCUUAUUGACUCGACUCGAAUACGCGAAAAAUGGCAGAUGACGUUCUUACUCGGACGAUCCGAUGGAUAGCCAUGGAAGUUUCUUACGCUAAUACUUGAAUUUGAUUGGCUAGUAUGCGCGCAUAUAUGAUGUAGUGAGCGGGCAUGACUAGCAGCUGGCGACGCCUUUUUUCUUCUGCUCUUCCUUCUAUAAUCCUGCUUGACAUGCCACAAGCUACAACCGUAAACUACUACGAAGUUCUUGAAAUCCAUGAACAAUCUUCUUCAGAUGAGGUGCGAAAGGCAUAUCGUAAACUUGCCUUAAAGUUCCACCCAGACAAGAACAGUGCUCCUGGAGCAGCUGAAAAGUUUAAAGAGAUUAGCCAUGCCUAUGAAAUCUUGUCUGAUCCGGAACGAAGGGAGGUAUACGAUCGAGAAAGAAGAUACGGUGGUCACACGUCAUUUGAAGACAAUCAAUAUGAUCAUUUUGGCGGUUUCCACAAUUUGGCAUCGGAGGAGGCAGUCGACCGAGGAGCAGAGAUAUGUUUGGUGGUGGCAUGUUCGCUGAUCCCUUUUUCGGUGGCGAUGCCUUUGCCCAUCACGUCCAUCAUGAUCCUUUCAACGAUCCGUUUUUCGGUGGAGGAAGCUCGCGCGGCAUGCCUCCCAUGGGCGGACCUCCUCCAGCUCCCCCAACUUCGUUACUGGGUGGGAUGAAUCCACUUUUCUCGUCUUCAGCCAGCUUCAGCAGCAGCAGCAGCAGCUCCAGCAGCGGUGGCAUUGGUGGAGUGAGUCGAAGUGUAUCGCAAUCGACCAAAAUCGUCAAUGGUCAGGCGCAAACCGUUACAGUCACAAAAGUACAAGAUGCAACGGUAAGACUC
Molecule: messenger RNA, 1084 nt
Organism: Zychaea mexicana
Lineage: Eukaryota; Fungi; Mucoromycota; Mucoromycetes; Mucorales; Lichtheimiaceae
Product: DnaJ domain-containing protein
Exons: 5
Coding region: 372-920 (182 amino acids)
Cellular component (GO): endoplasmic reticulum
Molecular function (GO): protein-folding chaperone binding; misfolded protein binding
Source: RefSeq, a predicted model, not a curated record